GUCCCUAAUUUUGCCUUCAUCUCUUGCGGGUCCCCAGGUGAGCACAAGGAAGAUGGACCGGCACCCCAGCCACAUGACCCACGACUGGCUUUCAGUGUUCCCAACUCCCACAGAGAGCCUGGACUACGGGGAUGGACACAAUGACACUGGGUGCUUUGUGGAGCACAUCCCGGAGCUGCUCACGGGCGGCCUCACCCUGCUCACCUGCCUGUGCGGGCUGCUGGGCAACGGGGCCAUCCUCUGGCUCCUGGGCUUCCGUGUCCACAGGAACCCCUUCAGUGCCUACCUGCUGAACCUGGCCCUGGCUGACACCUGCUUCCUGCUCUGCACCUCGGCCUUCCUCCUCAUGUACCACAUGCCCGUGCUCAGCCGCUCCCGCGCGGAGGUGCCACGGGCGCUGCCGCUGUUCCACUCCAUGGUCCUGCUCACGUACAGCACCAGCCUGUACCUGCUCACGGCCAUCAGUGUGGAGAGGUGCGUGGGCGUCCUCUGGCCCUUCUGGUGCCGGUGCCACCGCCCGAGGCUCCUGUCCCCCGUGGUGUGCAGCCUGCUGUGGGCACUUGCCUGUGUACUGGCUGGGCUAGUGUACUUCGUGUGUGACCUGGGGCACUCCGAGCACUGCUGGGUGGUUCUGGGAACCUUGUGCUUCCUCAGUUUCUGCGUUUUGACUCCUCUUAUGGUUGUUUCCAACGUGAUCGUCUUCAUCAAGCUCAGGCGGAGCUCUUGGCAGUACCACUCACUGAGGCUCUACGCCGCCAUCUUCCUCACUGUGUUCUCCUUCCUCCUUUUUGGUGUCCCACUCAGCAUCCAGAUUUUCCUCAACUUCUUUGUCUACAUUAACCUUGUCUUUGAGAUCUGCCUGUUGCUCGCCUCUGUCAACAGCGGCAUCAACCCCAUUAUUUAUGUCCUGGUUGGGAGCUACGGGAAGCCCAGGCUCAGGGGAUCUGUCAAAGUGGCUCUACAGAGGGUCUUUGAAGACAGGGCUGAUUCCCAAGAGGUGGGUGAGACCCCUGUGGUGGGAACUACUGCCUAA
Molecule: messenger RNA, 1033 nt
Organism: Pipra filicauda (Wire-tailed manakin)
Lineage: Eukaryota; Metazoa; Chordata; Aves; Passeriformes; Pipridae
Product: mas-related G-protein coupled receptor member D-like
Exons: 1
Coding region: 53-1033 (326 amino acids)
Biological process (GO): G protein-coupled receptor signaling pathway
Cellular component (GO): membrane
Molecular function (GO): G protein-coupled receptor activity
Source: RefSeq, a predicted model, not a curated record